Frankliniella occidentalis (western flower thrips) is the source of this 3022-nucleotide messenger RNA. RefSeq names its product zinc finger protein 567-like. The transcript is spliced from 4 exons. Gene Ontology annotation, cellular component: nucleus. The coding region runs from base 159 to 2849 and encodes 896 amino acids. Gene Ontology annotation, biological process: regulation of transcription by RNA polymerase II. The record is from RefSeq and is a predicted model, not a curated record. Gene Ontology annotation, molecular function: DNA-binding transcription activator activity, RNA polymerase II-specific; RNA polymerase II cis-regulatory region sequence-specific DNA binding; zinc ion binding. Lineage: Eukaryota; Metazoa; Arthropoda; Insecta; Thysanoptera; Thripidae.
ACGGUGCAGGGGAGUAGCCGUCGAUCACCCACCAACCCUAACCUCCUCAGUUCAUUUGUUUUAGUUUUGGUGCUUCACAACAAACACUCGGAACACUAUCGCUAUGUCACUUUCUGUUCCUGUUGAUUGUUGAGUCUAAUGACAAAUCAAUCAAAGACAUGGAAGUAAUCAAAGAUGCCAGACAACAAGAGACAGCUGAAGAACAAAUGCACCAAGUUCCUAUCAAUUAUAACUAUCUUUACAAAACAGACAUUUUGAAGAAAUCAGCUGAGUUUUGUUCUCUGAUAAAUAGUGAUACUAUUGAGGAAAUUUGGCAUUUACCUCAUAAUUUGUGUCGCAUUUGCGCUCAAAACGAUGAAAAUGCUAUUCAACUUUUUUCUGAUGAGAGCAAUAGUUGUAAAAUAUUAGAUAUGAUCAAAGAACACCUAUCAAUUGCUGUCACACCCAAAGACAUCCUGCCUCUCUACAUUUGUCAUAGGUGUCUUAAUAGCUUACAAGCUACGGACAGACUAAUCAAAACAUGUUCCAUGACUGAUGAAAAUUUUCACUGGAUCUUGGACCACAUUUGUCGAUUAUCUUUUCCUGAUGAAGCCAAUGACAAGUUUGAUGUAAACAAGAAAGAAGGGACCUCAAAACAUAGUAUGUCUUUAACUGAUAAGCAAUUAAAUAAAUUUGGAGACAAUUUUCCUUGUGCUGCUGGUGAGAAAAUCAAGAGCAAUUGUGUGACAGUUGUCAAACUUACAAAGGAAAAUACUAGCAUCUUUCAGGAUGUACUAAAGUCAAUGAGUGCACAUCCUAUUUACAAAAGAAAGGAGAAGAAGGGUAGUGAGAUAGUUUGUGCAAUGCCUGAAUCUCCAGCAGCACAUUCAACAUGCUCAAGUUCUGAAAAUAGCAUCUUUGAAGAAAUUGAGGAUACAGAAAUCAUUCAGCAAAAUAUUGAAGAGCAGAUCAAUCAAACCGGAAAUCGGAAUGACUGUAAAUUUUCAUCUUCAAUUCUUCUCACGAUCGGGGCUAAAGAGCCAUCUCAAGGCGGAAGAAAAAGAAAGGGAAAUACAGUUGAAGAAAAUACACAACAAGUUGAAAACCAGAUUAAAGGUGAAUCUUUACUGCUGACUGGCCCAAAGGAGCCAGCCCAACGUAGGAAAUUAAGGAAAAGGCCAAUUGAAGAGCAAGUGCAGCAAGUUGAAUGUCAAAAUGAGGCUGAAUCUAUAACAGCUCUCAUAACUGGCCCAAAAAAGACUACCAAAGUCAAAGAAAAAAGAAAAAAACAGCCUAAUGCAAAACAAGUAAACCAUGCUGAAGAUCAGGUUGAUGGUGAAUCUUCACUUACCGUGACUGAUUCAAAGGAACCAACUGAAUGUAAGAUAAAAAGAAAAAGAAAGCCAAGAGCUAAAAUAGAAAAAGAAUUGAAAUGUCCUGAUUGCGACUAUUCCACACAUGUAAAAGAAGAUUUUGCUGAGCACAAAGUAACUCAUUUAAAGUGCAGAUUCUGUGAUAAGUCCUUAAAAUCAAAAUGGCAUCUAAUUGAACAUGAGAGAAUACAUACGAGAGAGAAACCAGUCGUAUGUGAUCACUGCGGAUUAGGUUUUCGAACAAAACAGCAAAUGAUGUCUCAUGCUCAGCGUCACAAUGCAGAGAAACCCUAUGUCUGUCAUGAAUGUGGAAAAAGAUUUUCUGUAAAAUCAACUUAUGCUGCCCAUUUGCUGAGACAUAAUCCAGACUCUCCCCAUCUAUGUGACAUAUGUGGGAAAAGCUUUAAGCUUCAAGAUGGUUUAAGAAUCCAUCGGCUAAAUCAUCGUACAUUUACCUGCACUGUGUGUGAUAAGACUUUUAAUUACCGAUGCUAUCGUCGCCAUAUGCAGAUCCAUUCAGGAGAAAGCUAUUCUUGCCCAACAUGUGGAAAGGAGUUUAUCAGAAAAGAGAAACUAGCAAUACACAUGUCAAUUCAUGAGAAUACAUUCUUCUACAGUUGUGGGGUGUGUCAUCGGUCAUUCAAUAGAAUGACUACUCUUCAAGUCCAUCGACAGCGGCAUGCUGAAGACCUUCUUCUAGGACUGUUGUUUUAUAGGUGUGCAAUCUGUCAUGAAAGUUUUGAUACAGGGGGCCAGCUAUCUCGUCACAUUCAAAAUCACAAGGAAGGAGAUCAGAAUAAUUCAAAGGAAUAUAAGUGUGCACUGUGUAAUAAAUGCUUCACUAAUGAGCAGCAGCUUUCGAACCAUACACUCCAGCAUAAAGAGACCCAGCCUCUGUCGUGCAGAAUAUGCAAUAAAUUCUUUAGCAAUCGCACUGAACUUGAUAGCCAUGCAAGUGAUCAUUUUGAGGACAAACCCUAUGCCUGUAAUAUCUGCGGUGAUCGAUUUGAAGACCCUUCAAAUUUGAACAGUCAUAAAUCUGUUCAUUUGUCAACCAAUUGUUUCACAUGUGAAAUUUGUGCUAAGUCAUUUAAAGCUUUAGAUAGACUAAAUCAGCAUAAAAUGGUUCAUUCAGAGGUUGGUACCUUUACCUGUCUUGUCUGCUGUGUAAGUUUUAAUGAGAGGGACGCACUUAAGAAACAUGAACGUUCCCACUUUGUUGAGAGACCAUACACCUGCAGUGUUUGCUCUCGAUCUUUCAAAGUUAAAUCUGACUGUACAACACAUUUAAGGCGUUAUCAUUUGUUAGCUGGAGUGGAGGGAACUGUUCUUGAGUCAGUGUAUAGUUGUCUUAAGUGCCCUAAAAAGUUUGCCUUGAGGGUGGAUCUCAUUAACCACACAGAAUCUCUUCACUCUGACCAAGAGACAAACACACUGCUAUUAUCUGAGGAAAAUCCUCAAUCAUUUGAAAAUUCAACUGUUCAGCCCAUUUUGUAAGAAGAAAACUAUUAUUAUUUUUUCCCUUUUAAGUUAUGGUUCAUGAAUUUGAACACUCACCUGGGUAUUAGAUUUUUUUAUUCUUUUUAAAUCGUUUCCUGUUUAUUGUUAGGAUAAUUUUUCUUCCACUCAACUAGAAAAUAAAGUCUGUUUUGUUUUAUGCUUUACUAAUA